Molecule: messenger RNA, 12171 nt
Organism: Phlebotomus papatasi
Lineage: Eukaryota; Metazoa; Arthropoda; Insecta; Diptera; Psychodidae
Gene: Pkc53E
Product: protein kinase C, brain isozyme
Exons: 11
Coding region: 1554-3584 (676 amino acids)
Biological process (GO): protein phosphorylation
Molecular function (GO): ATP binding; diacylglycerol-dependent serine/threonine kinase activity; zinc ion binding
Source: RefSeq, a predicted model, not a curated record
UCGUGUGACUUCCUGCGGUGUUCAGCAUUAUCAGUGAUUCCACCAGCAAUCUCAAGUGCAAGAGCGCGAUAGAAUUUCCCAGAAAAAGCGACAUUGAAAUCUUAUCGUGACGCAAAUUGAUUGGGUGUGCAAUUGUUGACUCUUUGGUAUUUAAUGGAUUUUUGGUGUGUUUGCUCCAAUCUUGCCCAAGAAAUAAUUUACUUGUUUAUGUUUUCUUUUGGUGUGGAAUGGCCAGAAAAAUGAUAGAGCGCAUGAGUGAAAAAUUCGGUAUAUGAAGAGCAUUUGCGAACAUCAUACGACCCCAUUUCGAUUUCUUCUGUACAGGGGAAAAUUCGCGAGAUUCCUUUUUGUGAUUUCUGUUCUGGGAGAAGAAAAUUUAGGACAAUUUAAGAAUUUGUGGUUUUUUGUGAAAAAAUCUGUAGUGAUGCUUUAUUUCUUUGAGAAUAGAGAAGUGUGAUUGGGAUUUGAGCGGGAAUCUUGGGAGUUUUUGGCUGAGGAAGCACUUGGUUUGGCGCUUUUCUGGGUAUCGUCAUCGGUGGGGAAUUUCUUCUUUCCGUCACACACCGCAUUUCUGUGGUUCAGUACACCAGCAGACAAGCCUUGCCAUCUCAUUCUGGCCAAUGGGAUUGGAUUGCGCGGCAAAACGAAAGAAGAAUUGCUAGUUGGUGUUCAAAGACACUCGCUUCACUUCGAUUGGAAAAGUCACGGCAAACGGACGUUCUCUGGUCACGAAUUUCAUCUAAGAUCCGCGCUCUGGAACAUCAAAACCAGAGAAGUUGUAUCUUUCUGUGCUAAAUUGGUUUAAUAUAUCCACCAAAAAUUUCUCAUUCCCGCGACAUUCGACUAAUACAAUUGUGAAUUUAAGUGUGUGCAAAAAAAAUCUUACUGGAAAUUCACUUAAACACAGUCAGCAGACUUAAGAAAUAAAAUCUGAACUCAUCUGUUCGUUUUUUUUUUGUUAGUGAAUCAUCUGUGGUGGGAAUACAAUCCUCAGAAAAAAAGCAAAACAAGACAUUAAAAUUUAUAAUAGCCUCUAUAGAGUAUUCCACCAAAACCCCAUCAGAUUAGUGUAAACGGGAAAACCCUUCUAUCAACAAGACCUCAUCUACGGUCAAGUGACUCAAGAGCAACCACACUUGGUGGUACGUUGCGAAAACCCGAUCUAUUGAGAAUAGCAUUCAUUGCAUACAAUUUUCUCAAUCCAAAACCUCUCUCUGCCCAGUUUUGAAAUAAAAAUCCACAACUUUACACAAACACCAAUUCUCAGUCAUUCUCAAACACAACCACUGUUAAGCAAAUAUUUAUCGGACUGUGAAUCGAAUUUACGUGGAAUAGUAUUCUUCUCUGACUCUUCGAUAUAUACAUUUCCAUAUAGCACAAAGCUCAAUAGGUGAAGAGAGGUGUUGCUGACAAAUUAGAGCUGAGACAAAAAAAAAAGAGAAAAGAACAGCGUGAAAAGUCGAUAUCAAUAAAUCUUGUGUUGAACACUCCUAAAUUGGUGAAUUAAACAAGUUUUCUUGUGUGCUGACAAGCUAAAGGACCAAGGCGUCAAAAUGGCUGAGGAGGAACUCGAGGGAGAGCAUCAUGAGAAUAAAUUCGCCCUCCGCAAUCGCGGACGCAAGGGAGCUUUGAAGAAGAAAAACAUCUACAAUGUGAAGGACCAUCGCUUCAUUCCACGCUUCUUCAAGCAACCAACUUUUUGUUCCCACUGCAAAGAUUUCAUUUGGGGCUUUGGCAAGCAGGGAUUUCAGUGCCAAGUUUGCUCAUUUGUCGUCCACAAGAGAUGCCACGAAUACGUCACAUUCAAAUGUCCUGGUGCUGACAAAGGAGCUGACUCUGAUGCUGUUCGAAAACCACAUAAAUGGCAGGGACAUACAUUUCUCACACCAACUUUUUGCGAUCAGUGUGGAUCGAUGCUGCACGGAAUUGCCCAUCAGGGUAUAAAAUGUCAAGCAUGUGACAUGAAUGUUCACAAACGAUGCGAGGAAAGUGUUCCAAAUCUCUGUGGAUGUGAUCAUACUGAACGUCGAGGGCGUAUUCAGCUCGCAAUUUCAUGUACAGCUAAUAAGCUCACUGCUGAAGUGAAACAGGGCAGAAAUUUAAUUCCGAUGGACCCGAAUGGCCUGAGUGAUCCCUAUGUGAAGCUAAAGCUCAUUCCCGAUACUGACAAUGUGAAGAAGAAAACCAAAACAAUUCGAUCAACAUUGAAUCCUGUUUGGAAUGAAACACUCGCCUUUGAUUUAAAGGCAGAAGACAAGGAUCGACGUCUAUUAAUUGAGGUGUGGGAUUGGGACAGAACAUCCAGGAAUGAUUUCAUGGGCUCACUAUCAUUCGGAAUAUCCGAAAUCAUUAAGAAUCCAGCUGACGGAUGGUACAAGUUGCUCACUCAGGAGGAAGGUGAAUUCUACAAUGUUCCUGUACCUGAUGAGGCAGCUGACUUGGCCCAAAUCAAGAGUCAAAUGAGGAAGACAUCAAUUACUAAGAAACUUCCAGUAACAACUGACAAAGAUAUUCCACACAAUAUGAGCAAGAAAGACAUGAUUCGGGCCACAGAUUUCAAUUUCCUCAUGGUGCUGGGCAAGGGAUCCUUUGGCAAAGUGAUGUUGGCUGAACGCAAAGGUACCGACGAAUUGUAUGCCAUCAAAAUACUCAAGAAGGACAUUAUUAUUCAGGACGAUGAUGUCGAAUGCACGAUGGUAGAGAAAAGAGUUCUUGCCCUAUCCAGUAAGCCACCCUUUCUCGUUCAACUUCAUUCCUGCUUCCAAACCAUGGAUCGUCUCUACUUUGUGAUGGAAUUCGUUAACGGUGGUGAUCUCAUGUUUCAAAUCCAGCAAUGUGGGAAAUUUAAGGAACCUGUAGCAGUAUUCUAUGCAUCUGAAAUAGCAAUUGGACUAUUCUUUCUGCACUCCCGUGGUAUCAUCUAUCGUGACCUGAAGCUGGACAAUGUACUCUUGGACGCUGAUGGACAUAUCAAGAUUGCUGACUUUGGCAUGUGCAAAGAGAAUAUAUCCUAUGACAAGACAACCAAAACAUUCUGCGGAACACCAGACUACAUCGCACCUGAGAUUAUCCUCUAUCAACCCUAUGGAAAGUCUGUGGAUUGGUGGGCUUAUGGUGUACUUCUGUAUGAGAUGCUGGUGGGUCAACCACCAUUUGAUGGUGAGGAUGAGGAGGAGUUGUUUGCAGCUAUUACAGAUCACAAUGUAUCGUAUCCGAAGAGCUUGAGCAAGGAGGCCAAAGAUGUUUGUAAGGGUUUCCUCACGAAAAAUCCACAGAAACGCCUUGGGUGUGGUGCUCGUGGUGAAGAGGACGUCCGUGGCCAUUCAUUCUUCAGGCGCAUUGAUUGGGACAAGAUUGAGAAUCGAGAAGUUCAGCCACCCUUCAAGCCCAAAAUUGUAUGUAAAUUUGGCCAAUUCAUACCAUUUUGCCAACCCUCCCCAAUCCAAUUUUCCUUCUCUCUAGCACAAAUAUUGACUGUAGAAUGUCAGCAGAACCAUGUUUCUUACCUCAAAUACUUCUAUUUCUCUUUUUUUUUUGUUUCUUUCAAUACAGAAACACCGCAAGGAUGUGUCCAAUUUCGAUAGACAAUUCACAUCGGAAAAAACCGAUCUCACACCAACUGAUAAGUUAUUCAUGAUGAAUUUGGAUCAAACCGAAUUUAUGGGAUUCUCCUAUCUCAAUCCAGAAUUUGUACAACACAUUUAAAAGAAAAGGAUGCAAAAGGUGCGUGCAAAAUCAUCCAAAAUGGACAACAAAGUACUUGAAGGAGUAUCUUCUAUGCUGCACCAUGAGAAAACUUUAAGCAUUCAUGCCAUUUUGCUAUCUCACGACAAUUUUACCAUAUUCUUGUGAUUUUUCGGAACCAAUCAAUGUUAUUAGUCAUUCUUUACAUCAAGACAAAUGCCAAGGUGGCAGGGAGACGUAGAUGAAGCAAAAGGUGUAUUAACUUUUAAAAUAACCGAACAAAUUGACUUGAGGUGAAAAACUAUAAAAAUUUAAAUACUUAGAAAUCUUUUACUUAUAGAGAGAGAUAUACAAAAAAAGAAGAAACAUGAUUAGUGAGUCUGAACGGUCUGUUAGUUGGAUUUUUUACUCGUGUUCUAUCUAACCCAGAUAAUAUUUAUUUUAUUGCCAUCGUUGGCAACUUCCUCGUGAUGAAUAAGACAUAUGAAAGUCAUCCCUUUUAUGCCGAACUUUCAUCAAACUAAAUCCAUUGCGAAAAUCCUCAAAAAAAAAACACCCGAGAAUAGUUUCACCUCCUCACUCGUUAUGGGGAAAAAAGCUUAGAAACUACAUUCAUUUAUUUUACUGGAUAAUCCCCAGAUUAAUCCUCCAGGUGGAAAAAUUUCUUUGAGAGUGAAAAUGCCAUCACUUCAUAGCGCUUGCGGUUGAAAUAUGUGAUGUAUGAAUAGGUGAAUCUAGAUCAGAGAAAAGUAUGUCACACAAGGGGAAGCAAUUCCAGGAAUAUAGUGUACACCUUGUAAAAUGCAUUAAAAUCAAUAAAACACUGUGGGAGUUGAAAAUCCUUAUGCGGACUUCAAAUUAGGAUGAAACGGAUACGAAUUUGCCAUCCAAAUGGUUUACUGUACAGUAAAAAGAAGUGGGAAUUCUGUCGGAAGUUCCGGGGGGAAUGUGAGUUAUUCCGCGGAACUUGACGUGGAUUUUUCGUAAGGGAUUUGAGACUCAGAGAUCCGCAAAUUUGACCAAAUUUCCCGCCUAAGCAUUCGAGACACAAUGCCCCUUUUGCAGGGUCAGCGCCUCUGGUGGUGGAGCACACCACUAUCUAAGAAUAGUCUAUCGAACAGAUAUCUCUAUUCUUCUUGUUCUCAGAGAGUGUCCACAUCAAGGUUUAAAGCCAAAAAAGUCAAGGUUUAGCCCUAGUACACUGAAGACGACUCGGCAUCUUAGUGCAAAUGUGAGUAAGAAUCAUUUGAAACCGAACAAAUGUCAAAUGAAAUGUACGUCAAUUGUCAAAAUGCUACCAGGAAAGGAAUUCUAUAACAGUAUGACAAUGGCAUAUGACAAAUUAUCGUGGUAAAUUCGAGAAUAGGAAAACAUACUAUUGAUCAUCGAAUAGUCAUUGCAAGCAGCUCUAUGAAGCUUUUAGUAACUGCCAUGAGACGACUUUUUAAUUCGUUAUUUCGAAUUUACCCAUUUAAAAAUUUUAAAUUUGUCAUAUGACAUUGUCAUACUAAUACAGAAUGUCCCUACAGGACAAACCUAUUUUGACGUUUAUUCCCCCUAUUAGUGAAUGCUGUACUACUUGAUCUGUACUCGAAUAAAACCACUAAUCACUUUGUAUACUUUAACUGAUCACUCUUGGGAUAACGAGAUUCAGGAGCCGUAUAGUGCGUAGAUACAGUAGCGCCCCGCUAUAGUCUAAAUUUGGUUCCAGAUUUGACACUUGGGUCGCACUAUAGUCCAUGUCAUUUUUUAAAAUUAUCAACGACUUUUAGUAUUGAAAUUGCUCGACGACUUCCACUUUCUUUGCGAUUGUAGUAUUUGUCCUCGUUCUUUUCAUAAUGGAUCCCAAUUAUCACAACUACUCAUUAAGUUUGCAAAAAAUAUUAAAAUAAUUAUGACAACAUUGCAUGUCGCGUACUAAAAAACAUAACCUAACUUAAAAUCAGUGUUUUUAAAUCCACGGUCGAUAAACUGUGGACUAUAGAGCGAUGGCCUAUAGCGGGGCUCUACUUUAGCCGAGGUGUCCAUACAGUCCUAGGUUAGACGAGAACUUCCUUUGUAAUCUAGUUCAAGUUGAAGGUUGAGCAUCACACGUCCUGAUGGAUACUUUCUUAAAAUAUCCAGUCAUCUAUGAGUUGAGGAUCUGAUUUUCUAAAACACAUGACAAACCUAGCAGAAACUAGGGUUACCAGGUUAUAUCUACAGUUUUUCUCAGUAUGAAUUUCCUAUCACUGUAUUCUAAUUAAAACAUAAUUUACUGACGUAGAAAAGAGAAGUCAGAAAACUUUGAAAAACUGAGAAUAUAUUUCAAUAUUCUAUAUAAUCAUUUAGUUUAGCACGGGCUAUGGUCCUGAAUUAUUUCAUGAACGCUUUGCACUUUUUGCAAACUGCUCUAAUGUAAGCCUCCGGAAUUUGAGCCCAUUCACAAUGAGGCUAUCUAACGCAUCAACACUUCCUCUUCAUAGAGAAACUAUGCCUUCCAGCAAGAGGGAUUCUUUGUACUUAUAAUUCGAUUCCUCAAGAAUACGGUUUUGAAAGCCUAGUCAGAAAUUUCCUUCGAAACCUAAGUGUUUUUUUUGUUGACUUCCAGGGCAAAAGCACUAGAUGGGGGAGACAGAGGUAUGGACUCCCUUAAGGGCGUGUGCCUGCACAGAUGCUUUUUAACAUCUCUCAAAAAAUGAUCAGACGAAACCAAGCAAUAUCCGUUCCUCUGUAUAUAAUAAUGAUCUUACCUUAACGGUUUAUGCUUCUACUUUUGUAGAAGUGGAACUUUACCUAAGCGAAUGCUUCGUUAAAAUGUUUGCUUACUAUAAGCAAAACCGACUUAAACCUAACCCAGAAAAAUCUCAAGUUUCUUGUUUCCACCUUAAAAAUCGAGAUACAUAGAGAGAACUACGGGGUGUAUACCGAACUAAUUCAUACGGAGACCCCAAUAUAUUUCGUAGUUAGGUUCUUGACAGACUUACAACAUAAGCCGAGACCGGGUUUACUGGAAAAUGAUGGAAAAGUAUUUUAACCAUUAUUUCGAAAAUAAUAACGCUACGCCGCGCCGUCUCUCGGCUAACCGUCAGGUCUGUCAAGGCCCUUAUGCCCUAGACACACUUACGACUUAAGCCGAGAGACGACUUAGUGGAAAAUUAUGGAAAUGUAGUUUGACCAUUAUUUAUAAUAUAAUUACGCUAAGCCGUCUCUCGGCUAAUCCUCAGAUCUAUCAAGGCCCUUAUACUCUAGACCUAACGCUCACCUUCAAAACCUACUGCUAUAACAUUAAACCACAAAUUUCCACUCGAAACGACCUUCUAAGAAAAUUCACAAACAGUUCGUGGGGUACCCAUCCUCAGGUAAUUAGGGCAUCUACUCUAGUUUUUUAUGUCGGCGAGUAUGCUGCAAGUGAUAGAGCACUCGCUCUAUGAUGCAAGUGUCCCGGAUUCGAAUCCCCUUUAGGUCAUCAGGAACUUUAAACGUUAAAGGGGUUCGAAUUGCAUCCAGUGAGCUUCUCUGCACUUGAUUCCACGGGCAUGGAACUGACAACCUCAUCCUUGUACAAGAAAAAAUAAUAAUGGAUGUCCCGAACUCCCCUAGUGGGAAGGCCUAGUUUCUCUAUGGAACGUUGUGCCACCAUUAUUAUUAAUAUAGAGUAUGCUGUUCCAGUUUGAUAUCUGCAGGUCCAUUGGAAAACAAAUCGAUAUGGCGCUAAAUGAGAGGUUACCUUAAACAUUCCUCUUUUGGGAAGGUUUAUUCAUUGGAAUGCAUAGCUCCACCGGCAAUUAGACGACAGAGUUCUCUAAGAGAACUCUAACGGCGUUAUCACACUUGCACAUUAAAAUUUUAAUGUGAUUCACAUUAAUUGUCGCUUGUAAGCGUCCAAAUAUAUUAUUUGUGACUUUGAAUCACUUAAUAUUUGGUGUUUUUCUAUUUAUUGAUAAAGAAGUGGAUUUGGCCUGUAAAAAUAAGUUUAAAUUUACCUAAAGCAUAAAUAUUUUUCACAUUAAAAAAUUAAAGAGAAAACCGCAUUAAUUUUUCGCAUUAAUGCUAUAAAUCAAUUUAUAUCAAAUUUUGCGGGCCAAGUCUACCUCUUUAUCAACAAAUAGAUCAAAUUUUGAAUAUAAAAUGAUUAAAACACACAAAUUACACAUUUGGACUCUCACCAGCGACAAUUAAUGUGAAUCAUAUUAAAAUUUUAAUGUGCAAGUGUGAUAACACAGUAAGAGAAAGAGUUCUCUAAGACCCAAGACGACAACCCACUGUCUGUUUGGAUAUCAGCUAUUUAGUAAGAGAUUGAAAUUCCGGAAGUGCUUUCUGAGAAGGUCGUAACCUAUUGAUAGAUGGUAUGAGGCUGUUAGAUUAGCGCUUUGGCCAAAAUCUUUCUCUAAAAAAUUGUUAAAAUAAGGAAGAUCUUGGCAGCGGGCUAAGAAUCAACUCGUCCUACAGGUCCUACAUGACGGGCACUAGACCGAAUAAGAACAGGUGUGGUCAGUUUGCAAAAAUGGGAUUUUGGACACGAUCAGUCAACAUUGUAGAUCACUGAAAUCAGUGGACACGAUCAGUAACAAUCCAUAGAGUAUUUCUACACCUUUUUGAUAUGUCCGACGAGUUGUACCUGCAGCUAUAUUAAAUUCCAAAUGACAAUGCAUUAAACGUGGUACAGUUCUGGGCUUAAACAUUGUAGAUAUUCCGACAAGAAAAGAAGAUGAUUCUUACAUAUUUAGGGAUGAGGCUGUUAGUCUCUUACCUCGUGGAAUUAACUAGGGUGGAGCUAAUUGGAUACCAUUCAAACAUCUUUAGUGCCAGAAAAAUUCCUGGUAACCUAAAAAAGGUACGAACCCGGGACACUUGUAACAUAGAGCGAGUAAACCAAUGUCUAACCUCUUGACCCAUUGAAAACCCAGAAUUGUCAAAGUACAUUUUAUUCUGCAAGACAAUAUGAGGAAGAGAAUGUUUCUUGCGUUUGAACUACAAAAUGAUUGAUAUGAAAAAAUUUGCACUCGGUGUUUUUAAGCGAGUCAUGCUUUGCGUAUGAUUUGUAUAAUAAUGGUGCCGUGUCUUGUAGGAACGUCCACUCCCUCUCAGCAAAAUGUUUACGUGCCUAAAUAGAGCUUUUUUCAAUACAAUUUUUCACAUAAAUUGUGACAAGGCCUAAGAAGCCUCACUUAAGUGCUCAAACUCGUCUGUACUAUCUUUUAACUUAUAAAUGUGGAAUCGCUAUAAAAACUUUUAAUUCUAAUUUUAAUCAUACUUUGAAGUUCGCAUAAGUUUGAUCUGUGAAUCUCUAAUCAGGAAAUGCUAUAAAAGCAGUCAAUCCAACGCUCUAGAAGUAAUAGAAAAUGUUUCUAUUGAAUUUUAAUAUGGUGUACAUUUAGCCCCUAUGCUGUGUUUCCCCUUGAUUAUUAGAUAUACUUUUCUCGGUACUUUUCUAUUUAACUUAACUGCCAUAUAUUAGAGUAAUAAAAGUUAUUAGCUAUUUUUUCUGCAAAGUAUUAUACGUUUGUUUUUAGGUCCUCUCCAUCUGUAUAAUUUCUUUAGUUAUGUUUGUUUUUUGUUCAAUAAUUUCAAAGAGCUAUAUGGAAAAAGUUACAUAGAUUUUCUGUUAACUAAAAAAAAAAUGUCCCACCGUAAACUUUUUUAAAAUUUCGAUGCAAUCUUUUGUGCGACUAAUUCUUCUGCUGAAGAAGAAGAAAUAAAUGAGUGAAUUAUAUGAACAAUUUAUUGAAAAAUUGAAUAUACCCUGAGUAAUUAUCUUAACAACUUCCACUUCCAAUGUAAUAAAUAAGUAUAUCAAAUAUACAACAAAUAAACAUAUAGUCAUAAUACUUAUAAGAAUAUAGAAAUAAAGUAUAUUUUGAGCCUCAAAUGAACAAUGGAUAAUCCUUGUUGCUCCUGAAAAAAAAAGUUUGAAAAAAUAUAUUUCUCAAAUUUAUUGACAGCAAUGAAACCUUUUUUGGAACUAUUUUCAAACAAAUUUUGCGUCUUUUAUCUGUGAAAAAUUGACAAUUUUCUUUUUCACAUUACGUGCUAACAAAAAGAUUAAUGGCCCAUUUGUUGGAAACAUUUUUUUCCAGAAUUUUCCAACAAGAUGUAAAAUUUGUUUGAAAUUCGAUUGAUAAAAUAAAAUAUACAACCCUUCCAAAUAUUUCUACAAAAAAAUAUAAAGAAAUAGAUUGUGCAAAUAAAAGAAACUAUGAAGAUCCAUUCACUUUAUUAAAUGUGUCAAAGAUUAUUGAAAUAAUAAUCCCAAAAACUCAUUUUCCUUUCACAAAUAGAAUUUAAAUAAUUUUUAAAGAAAGAUAUUGAUGUAUAAUAUAAUUCAUUCACAAAAAAAAAGAACAGAAAAUUACAGUCAAAUUUUUGAAAAAAUCAUCCUUAAAGAAAUAUUAAAAGAUAUUAAUGUAAUAGAAUGAGUCAUAAUGUCAUAGUAAUGGAAAUUGUAGUGAAAAGAAAAAUUAAAUUCAAUGUUAUAAAUUUUACUAGGGCCUAUAGCAAUAAUUUCUACUUAAACAUUUUUUUCUAAGCAAUUCUAUUUCCUUAUAAACAAAAAAAUAUUGUUUUACUUAUCAUCUUACCUCGAUUUAAUUCAUAAUCUUCAAAAUUUCUCUAUUUUCACGAAAUUUCUAAUGAGUAGAAAGAAUGGAAAUUAGGAAAACAUUUAAAAUAAAAUAUGAAAAAUAAAAACUUGUAAAUACCUUCGAAGCCACUCUUAUACAAAUUGUGGUAGAUUUACUUUUCUCGAGUGCUUUUUAAUAAAUGAACAAAAAUAAUUUUCAAAAUAUUAAUUAUAUAAAAAAAACUAUUUAUUGGAUUGGAGAUGAUAAAUGAAACAGAUAUUCAAAGAUUAAAUUAAAAGAAAAAGAAAAGAUAUUACAUUUAAGCACUUUUUGACAAUCUAAUUGUAGGUAAAAGAAUUAUUAUAUUAAAAAAAUUAACAAACAAAAAUAUAAUUGAUAAUAAGUAACUUAUAAUUUAUUAAUUUUCGAUGUUAUUGAUACCUAUCGAAAAUCUUUGAUUAUCAUUCCACUGCAGAAGUUUUAAAAAAGUUCGUCAAAUUCCACAAAAGAAAUACUCUUCAUUCUCUCCAAUCAGUUAAUAAAAUAAUUUCAAACUACAACUCUUAAUGCUGACUUUGAUAGUCAAUAUUAUGCCAAUCAGGAUAUUUAAAAACAUAUUUUGAAUUUUAGCAAUAAAUCCAGUUGCAAGAUUUUCCUGUAAGUCAAAAAAAUAAUACGGGAAGAUGGGGGUACAUUAAAAAAGUAUUUUUUUUCACAUAGAGGAAAGUAGGGCACUUUUGAAAUUGAGGUUUUUCACCUAUAUCUAAGUGGAACUGAGCCAUAUCAUGAUGCAAUUUAGCUUCGCAAUCUGUUUGUGCAGCAAAAUUAUAUCGCGAUAAGGCUCAAUUUUAUUUAAAAAUAGGAGAAAAAUCACAAUUUCAAAGCUGCCCCACUUUCAAAGGGGCCUUAUUUUUCCCUAUCUCUUAAGGAAGCUGAACCUAUCCAAAAUUUAAUUAAGAUCCACAAUUUUUUUGUGAAUAAAAUGUGAAAAAAAUAUGUUUUCAAUAUUGCCCUAAACAAGUGAGAAGCUUUUUGAAAAAGUGAACUUCUUUAAUAAAAAACCUAGACAAAUAGGCCACGCCCACUUAGAUUUUCUUUUUAACUAUAUUGGAAUUCAAUAAUGUGAUUUUAAUUUUCUGUAACCUUUCUGAUUUCUGUAACCUCUUCAACAGUACUAAAAUUUUAAAAUAUAUUUUUCAUUUUUUUAUAUCUUAAAACAUUAAAGUCUUGUAUUAAGAGUUGUAGCCCCUUUAAAAUUGGAUUUUCAAUAAAUAUCAGAAUUAUCAAAAUAAUAAAAGAAAUUGCAAGUAAAAGUAUAAAAAUUCCUGGAAAUAUUUUCCUUUUCAAUUAUUCUGGCCCUGUUAUUAGAAAUUCUUGAUGGUAUUGUGGAAAGUAUAUCCAUUUCCCUUUUAUUUUUCUUCCUGGCACUUUAUGUGAAUGUGCUCGGAACGAAGAGGUUGUUUCUUAUGACUAACUUUAGAAAAGACGUAAUUGAGAUUUACAUAAAUAGUAUCAAAAUUAAGAAAAAAUAAUUACUGCGAAAUACUUAAUUACGAUUAAAUAUAAAUUAAUAAUUGUUUCAUUAGGAAUUAUUUGUGACCACAUUUUGAUUAUAAAAUAUCAUUCGAACACUAGGAAUUUUCUCAAGUUAUUGAAUAAAUUGCAAUAAAAUUACUUUGUUAAAUUAUGUAAUAUUUUAUACCUUAAUUUGUUGAUGUAUUAGUUGUUAAAUUUUGUUGCAUUUACUGCCACAAAUUUGAAGAAAAAAAAUAACUCUAUAUUUCUGAAUUAGACACCAAAGUCUUUCAAUAAAUUAAUAAAUGAAUUAAAAUACAAGAAAAAGAAGUGAAAAAUUCUCAAAUGAAAAAUUAUAUCAAAUAUUAUAUUUACAUAUUAUCAUAAUUCAAUUAAAUAAACCACUAUAUACUCUUUCAACUUAAACAAA